Messenger RNA from Adineta steineri, 636 nucleotides. The record is from the annotation of a GenBank genome assembly. Lineage: Eukaryota; Metazoa; Rotifera; Eurotatoria; Adinetida; Adinetidae.
AUGUUAAUAAUUACAUAUUCAACUCAUAGUUAUCCACUAACUGUUUCUUCGAAUCUUGCUAAUUUAACCCCUAGUCAAAUUGAUCAUCUUUGUUCAUACAUCUCACAAUUAACACCACAAGAACAACAUACAAGUGAAUCUAAGACCAUAAAAUCUGAUUCAAUGGAUAAACGUUUUGUUGUGCCAUUUCCUGAUAUGAGCAGAUUUUUAUCUACAAGUCAUAAACUUCAUCACCAUGAACCAACGAUUAAAAGCGGAAUAGAAACAAGUAGUGCACAAAAACAUGACUUUCAUGCUUAUUUAUGCAGUAUUACACAAAAUCCUGAACAAGUGUCGAAUUUUUUAAGUAUUUUUAUUGAAGAACAUGGAGAACCACCGGCUUUCAAUAUAUUUGAAUCAUGUGAAGAAGUUUCGAAACGUGAUCUUUCAGAAUCGAAAACUAAUCAUUUAUCAUCAGCUAUUCGACUCAAUGAAAUAUCAGAAUUUUGUUCUAAUCGUCCACAAUUACGAUUUACUAAACGAUGGAAACAUUCAGUUGAAGGACCAAUAUCAAUUGAUUUUAUUCAUCAAAUGCUUGAAUCUCGUAAAGUUAAAUCAUAUCCAUAUCCAGCUGAAAUGGAUCCUUAUCUUGUGUAA